Cicer arietinum (chickpea) is the source of this 657-nucleotide messenger RNA. RefSeq names its product G-type lectin S-receptor-like serine/threonine-protein kinase At1g11300. Gene Ontology annotation, cellular component: plasma membrane. Gene Ontology annotation, biological process: protein phosphorylation. NCBI's taxonomy places the organism in Eukaryota, Viridiplantae, Streptophyta, Magnoliopsida, Fabales, Fabaceae. The record is from RefSeq and is a predicted model, not a curated record. Gene Ontology annotation, molecular function: protein serine/threonine kinase activity; ATP binding.
AUGGUCAGGAAAUUGCGGUUAAAAAGACUUUCUACAGCAUCUGGACAGGGUCUAAAAGAAUUCAUGAAUAGUGAUUCAUCGGAAAGUAAAAUCCUUGAUUGGAGUAAACGCUUUAGCAUAAUAGAAAGAAUAGCUCGGGGAUUGCUUUAUCUUCACAGAGAUUCCAGGCUAAAAAUUAUACUUAGAGAUUUGAAGCCAAGUAAUAUCUUGCUAGAUAAUGAGCUUAAUCCAAAAAUAUCAUACUUUGGUACGGCCAGAAUCUUUGGAGGUAGUGAAGAUCAAGAAAAUACUAGAAGAGUCGUCGGAACUUAUGACUAUAUGUCUCCAGAAUACGCAAUGCAAGGAAUGUUUUCUGACAAAUCUGAUGUUUUUAGCUUCAGAGUUUUGCUUCUUGAGAUUGUUAGUGGAAGACGAAAUUCAAGCUUCUAUGACUGCGAGGAUUCUUUGACCCUUUUAGGAUUUGAAUUUUCCAUAGACAGACCCACUAUGUCUGUUGUAGUUUAUAUGCUUAAUAGUGAGAUUGUUGACCUUCCUCCACCAAAGAAACCUGCAUUCAUCUUGAGACAGAAUAUGCUGAGCACAGUGUCGUCUGAAGAAAGCAAUGAUGGCUUGUACUCUAUCAACUUAGCCAGUAUUUCAGAUAGCCAUGGCAGAUAG